This is a messenger RNA of Fraxinus pennsylvanica, 4437 nucleotides long. Lineage: Eukaryota; Viridiplantae; Streptophyta; Magnoliopsida; Lamiales; Oleaceae. The record is from the annotation of a GenBank genome assembly.
AUGGCAGAGCUGCGCUCCGUAUCUAGUUCAACUCCAACUACUCCUUUACAAGAUGCAUCUGAACCAAAACAAAACAGUGCUACUGCUUAUGGUGUCCUGCGACCUUCCUUCUCUUACUUGAAUGGGAACAAUCCACCUUCUGGAAGUUCGCAGCAGUCAUCUUCUAGUCCAGCUGUUGAGCAAGGUCAUUCUCAAGUGGGAAAGAUUGCUUCAUCUCCUACACAAUCUGCACAGCCAGCAUUCUUGCAUCCUCCUGUUCCUUUACGCACCUCACAACCCGGUACAUUUGUACCUGGAACAGCUGCACAAGUCAUGACCCCUCCAGGCCCUCCGCCUGUUGGUGUUCCUCAAGGAAGCUCUUCACAUUUUUUAAACUUCUCUUUUAAUGGGAAUCAGCAACUGAUGCAGAACAACUUAUCACUGGAAACUAAUGUAAGAGCAAGUGCUACUCAAGAGAUUGGAGCAAUCGCUUCUGCACAGCUUUCCACACAGUCUGCUUCUCAGCCUGCUCUUACAAAUCUAAGUCCUUCAGUAACUGUUUAUGCAGCUAAUAGUUAUAGCAGCACGGCUGCUUGGUUGCCCCCUGCACCACUUCAGGUGCCUCCAGGAAUGCCUAGAACUCCUUUAACACCUGGCCCUCCUGGAAUUGCAUCCUCUGUAUCUUCAUCUUCAAACAUAACUGCUGUCCCUUCAUCUGUGGAUUCUCCUGCGCUCCCAAGAUCCUUCAUGCCUACUGCUCCUGUUCUCUCUAAUUUCGCAAUUCAGCAGCAGACUUUUGCUCCCUAUCCUACUCCAUUUCAAGCAGCUCCUCCAGGACCAUGGUUGCAGUCACCACAGAUCAGUGGCAUUGUCAGACCAUCAUUUUCACCAUACCCUGCUGUUGUUCCCGGUUCUUUUCCCAUGUCAACUCGUGCUAUUCUGCCAAUUUCUGUUUCAUUUCCCAAUACCCAACCUCCUGGAGUUACUCCAGCAGUAUCUUCUGGUGGGAAUUCUACAUCUUCAGUGGCCUCUGGUGACCAGUCAACAGUUGGGUCAGUACAGGAAGAGCUACCUCCUGGUAUUGAUAGUAGUAAACACGUUAAUAAUGAUGAGAUCGAAGUUGAAGCUUCUGUCAGAGAACAACUGGAUGCCUGGACAGCACACAGAACUGAAAGUGGAGUUGUAUACUAUUAUAAUUCUUUGACAGGAGUAUCUACCUAUGAGAAACCUUUGGGCUUUAAGGACAAGCCUGAUAAAGCAGCUGUGCAGCCAACUCCAAUUUCAUGGGAGAAACUGGCAGGUACAGAUUGGGCAGUGGUUACUACUAAUGAUGGCAAGAGAUAUUACUACAACACUAGAACUCAGCUAAGCAGCUGGCAAAUUCCUAAUGAGGUGAUGGAGUUGAAAAAGAAGCAGGAUGCUGAUUGUUCAGAAGCUCAAUCACUAUCGGUGAUAAACAAUAAUGUAAUAAAUGAAAAAGGAUCUGCUCCUGUUAGUUUAAGUACACCUGCUGCUAACACAGGUGGUCGUGAUGCCACAGCUCUGAGACCCUCGGGUGUUUCUGGACAAUCAUCUGCACUUGAUCUCAUCAAAAGGAAGUUACAGGAUUCUGGAACCCCGGCUUCUACUUCUGCAGGCUCAGCUUUGUCAGGAGGGAUGGUAUUAGAACUAAAUGGCUCAAAAACGAUUGAAGACGUGACCAACGUUUCACAGGAUGACUGCAUUGAAAAGCGCAAAGAUGCUAAUGGUGAUGGUGAUUUAUCAGAUUCCUCUUCUGAUUCAGAGGAUGAAGACCGAGGUCCUACCAAAGAGGAAUGCAUCAACCAAUUUAAGGAGAUGCUCAAGGAACGUGGUGUGGCACCAUUCUCGAAAUGGGAUAAAGAACUUCCAAAGAUAGUGUUUGAUCCACGUUUUAAGGCUAUCCCAAGUCACAGUGCUCGAAGAGCGCUGUUUGAGCACUAUGUGCGAACACGUGCUGAAGAGGAGCGGAAGGAAAAACGAGCUGCUCAGAGGGCUGCUGUGGAGGGUUUCAAGCAGUUAUUGGAAGAAGCAAAGGAGGAUAUUGAUUGCAACACUGAUUAUCAAAGAUUUAAGAGAAAAUGGGGAAAGGAUCCACGAUUUGAGGUCUUGUCCCGGAAAGAAAGAGAGUUUUUGUUGAAUGAAAGGGUGCUUCCUUUGAAAAGGACUGCUGAAGAAAAAGCCCAAGCGGAGCAUGCUGCUGCUAUAUCAAAUUUCAAGUCCAUGCUUCAGGAUAGAGGAGAUAUUACUUCGAGUUCGCGCUGGUCAAAGGUUAAAGAUAGCGUAAAAACAGAUGCCAGAUGCAAGUCCAUUAAGCACGAGGACAGGGAAAAGUUAUUUAAUGAAUAUAUAUCUGAAUUAAAGGCUGCUGAAAAAGAGAGAGAGGGGAAGGCAAAGACAAAACAGGAUGAGGAGGAGAAACUUAAAGAAAGAGAACGAGCACUACGCAAGCGAAAAGAAAGAGAAGAGCUAGAAGUGGAGAGGGUGAGAAUUAAAGCUCGUAGAAUGGAGGCUGCUGAAUCAUAUAAAGCUUUAUUAGUAGAGACAAUAAAAGAUCCUCAGGCAUCUUGGACAGAAUCAAAACCGAAGUUGGAGAAGGAUCCUCAAGGACGUGCAGCCAAUCCUCAUUUGGAUCAAUCUGACUCAGAGAAGCUUUUUCGGGAGCAUGUUAAAGAAUUGCACGAGAGGUGUGCAGUGGAUUAUAAAGCUCUCUUAGCCGAGGCAAUAACUGUGGAUGCUGCAGCCCGAGAAACAGAAGGUGGUAAAACCAUUGUUAAUUCUUGGUCGACAGCCAAACAACUCUUAAAGAAUGAUCCCCGUUAUAACAAGAUGCCAAGGAAAGAUAGAGAAUCCUUGUGGUGGCGACAUGCUGAGGAAAUCCAGAGGAAGCAAAAGUUAGUACACGAUCAAGAAACAGAGAAGCAUGCAGAAGGAAGAAGUCGAAACUUUGUUAAUUCUGAUAAGACAGAAAGGGGAGCUAGAUCUUGUUACGUAUUAGCUUCUUUUUUAUACAGUAUUGUGGUCAUGGCAAGGAAGAUGUUGAUUGAUGGGGAGCUGGAAAAGCACAAUGAAGAGGAGACUCACUAUGACUUUGAUUUGUUUGUGAUUGGUGCUGGCAGUGGCGGAGUUCGUGCUUCACGAUUUUCUGCGCAAUAUGGAGCUAAGGUUGGGAUAUGUGAGCUUCCAUUUCAUCCUAUCAGCACUGAAGUGAUUGGAGGAGUUGGCGGAACGUGUGUCAUUCGUGGUUGUGUUCCUAAAAAGAUUUUGGUCUACGGUGCAACCUUUGGAUCUGAAUUGGAGGACGCAAGGAGUUAUGGAUGGGAACUGAAUGAGAAAAUUGAUUUCAAUUGGAAGAAACUUUUACACAAGAAGACAGAGGAAAUAGUUAGACUAAAUGGAAUCUAUAAGCGGUUACUUUCAAAUGUGGGAGUUAAACUGUUUGAAGGAGAGGGAAAAGUUGUUGGUCCAAAUGAAGUUGAAGUGAUGCAAUUGGAUGGCACCAAAAUAAGCUAUUCAGCAAAACACAUUCUGAUUGCAACUGGAAGUAGGGCUCAACGUCCAUCUAUUCCUGGACAGGAAUUGGCUAUAACAUCUGACGAGGCAUUGAGCUUGGAAGAGUUACCUAAGCGAGCUGUUAUACUUGGGGGCGGGUACAUUGCUGUUGAGUUUGCUUCAAUAUGGCGUGGGAUGGGUGCAACAGUGGAUUUGUGCUUCAGAAAGGAGCUUCCUUUGAGAGGUUUUGAUGACGAAAUGCGAGCAGUGGUUGCAAGAAAUCUUGAAGGCAGGGGAAUUACUAUGCAUCCUAGGACAACCUUAACUGAGCUAGUUAAAACAGAAGAUGGUAGGGCACCUAACACAAAGAGGUUGAAUCUGGAAGCUGUAGGUCUUGAACUUGAUAAGACUGGAGCCGUGAAGGUUGACGAAUACUCUCGCACCAACUUACCUAGCAUAUGGGCCAUCGGUGACGUUACAGACCGAAUGAAUCUUACUCCUGUUGCAUUAAUGGAAGGAACCUGUUUUGCCAAAACUGUUUUUGGUGGACAACCCUCCAAACCUGAUUACAGCCAUGUUCCUUGUGCUGUAUUCUGCAUACCACCACUGUCAGUAGUUGGUCUCAGUGAGGAACAGGCCAUAGAGCAAGCAAAUGGUGAUAUUUUGGUCUUCACAUCAACAUUUAAUCCAAUGAAGAACACCAUUUCUGGAUGUCAAGAGAAAACGGUUAUGAAGCUUGUUGUUGAUGGUGAGACUGAUAAGGUUCUUGGAGCAUCCAUGUGUGGGCCUGAUGCUGCUGAGAUAAUGCAGGGUAUUGCUGUUGCACUCAAAUGUGGAGCAACCAAAGCACAAUUUGAUAGCACUGUAGGUAUACACCCUUCUGCUGCAGAAGAGUUUGUGACCAUGCGGUCGGUCAGUAGGCGGAUCGCGGCUGGUAAACAGACAUGA